UUCUCGUGUACUAUUUACGUUUUCACUGACAGCCGCUGUCAAAGCCGUGGUUACAUGUGCGUCUCUCCGGCUGCGUGCCGCUGUUACUUCACCGACCUCAGUUCAGAUUUCUCCCAUUAUAUCCACCUCGGUCUCGAUUUCUUUUCGUGGGAAAGUGCCGCAAUGCUGCAAAGUUGAUCUUGGUUUCGGUGUCACGUCCGAGAGUGCUUGGUCCAGUCAGUUUUCGCGAUUGCCGGUGCGAAUCUUGCUCGCCAGUUCCGACAGGAAUUCCAACUUCUCCGUGACAAGUUGUGUGAAAAGUGAAAAAAACGUUCUCACACUUUAGAGCCGGAUUACAGUGGAGUUUGCGGUUGGGGCGAGUCUGCCGCGAUGAGUGGCUUCUGUCUGGAGGGGCACGGGGAGGAGGUGUGUAGACCAGAACCAGAAGCAGAACGGGCUCGGGAACUCGGGCAGGCGGAAGACCAGGUUGCUGAAUGCGAGAAGUCUUUAGCAGACCACGCAGCCUUAUGUGCGGCCACCGAUCGAGCGCUGCGUGAUUUACUGGCUGCGGACAAGUACUUGGCGGAUAUUCCGUUCGAUAUCUCACACGAGGAAGUUCAAGACCAGAUUGCUGUGCUCAAAGGGCAGUCGAUCACGGUGCACGUGAAGCGGGAGGCGCUCCCCACGUUGCGGGUUAUAGUACCGCAAUCUACGGCGACAGUUCUAGACUUAAACCGAGCGAUCCGGCGAACCUUUGAUCUCCACCAGAAACGCCGACGUCGUAAGCGCGAACUGAAAAGCUCCUCAAGUCGAUCGCUGCAGCCAGACUAUGAGCUCGGCGUGAACAUAUCGUGGAGGUACAUUUGGCGGACGUAUCUUCUGGUGCUGGACAACUGUGGUGAGCCAGCAGAACCUCUCCUCGACGACCAGCAGUUGCUGUCCAGCUACGGCGUGGGGAACAAAUCUGUUCUGCGGUUCGUGAAGCGCGUGAAGAUUGAGCGCAAGAGGAGCUUUCGAUGAUCGAAGGGAGCACGCACCCACCCUGAUUCAGUUC
This is a messenger RNA of Hermetia illucens (black soldier fly), 1033 nucleotides long. RefSeq lists its product as uncharacterized. NCBI's taxonomy places the organism in Eukaryota, Metazoa, Arthropoda, Insecta, Diptera, Stratiomyidae. The coding region runs from base 370 to 999 and encodes 209 amino acids. The transcript has 3 exons. The record is from RefSeq and is a predicted model, not a curated record. Gene Ontology annotation, cellular component: U12-type spliceosomal complex. Gene Ontology annotation, biological process: mRNA splicing, via spliceosome.